Racocetra persica is the source of this 247-nucleotide messenger RNA. The record is from the annotation of a GenBank genome assembly. Lineage: Eukaryota; Fungi; Glomeromycota; Glomeromycetes; Diversisporales; Gigasporaceae.
AUGUCUACUUCUAACAUUCUAACUCCUGACCCUAAUGAUCCAAUUUCUAACAUUUCAACCCACAAUCCUAAUGAUCCUACUUCUAACAUUCCUACUCACAAUCCUAAUGAUUCUGCUUCUAACAUUUUUACUCAUAAUUCUAACAAUAAAACUAAGUGGUGUUCUCACUGCAAAAAAUUUAAAUUAGUUAAUGAAUUUAUAAGAUUUAGUGAAAAUAAUAUUAAAGAGUUUGCUCUAUGCAAUAAUU